GCUGCAUUCAUCCUUUUUUUUUUGCUGAGGAUGUCGGCUCCGCUGCUGCCGCUGCCGCUGCUGAUGUUGGUGACAUUUGUCAGUGCUCAGCUGCAGGUCACCACCUCGCCGGUGCCCAUCGUUACUCAGGUGGGCACCACCGCCGUCCUCCGUUGUAACUUCACGCUGGGAGUGCCGCCGGUAGACCCGGCGCAGGUGCACGUGGUGUGGAAGAAUGAGGGCAAGAAAGUGCUAUCCUACACGGGGCAAAUGACGGCGUUCAGACCCGGGGCGUAUCUCUCCGAGGAGCACCUGGCAGGCGGAGACGCGUCGUUGACCCUGCCGAACGUCAGCAAUAUGGAUGGAGGGAGAUACUCCUGCAGCGUCCGGCUGGCGUCAGAACAGGAGACGCAGAUCGUCACCUUGGUCGUUAAAGACCACCGGCACAUCUGGGUUGAAGGCACCACGGUGACUCUGAACCGGUCCAGCGAGCUCCAUUGCUGGGCGAGUAACUUGUCGUCUCCCGACGUGAUGUUUGAGUGGAUGAGGAACGGGCAGGUGCUGAGCACGACCACGCCGGACGUUCAGCAAGACGACGACGGCCAAGGGGUCACAGUCAAGAGCUCCUUCUGCUUCACCCCGGCCACCAGCGAUAAGGACGUCCAGUACUCCUGUCAAGUUCUACAAAAGACCUCGUACCCCCUGAAGAAAUCCUUCCAUCUUACCUUCGGAGUUCGCCCGGACAUCAGCAUUUUCCUGACCGGUAAGGGCCGUAAGAAUUCCUCCCUGGUCUGCUUAGUGUCCGGUUUUUACCCAGAAGAUCUGAACUUGUCCUUGGAGAGAGACGGACACCCCCUGGCAGAGACGUCCAAGAAAUGGAUCAACCCCAAUGGCACCUUCUCAUUGAUCGCGGUCUUCCUGAUGGACGUGACCCCCGAUGACGAUAAUAUUGAUUAUACCUGCACCGUUCACCACCCCACAGUCCCAGGAGGGGUGACGGAGAGACUGCGGUUUGUGGUGGAUCCGUACAUUCCCAAAGUGUUCUGGGUGAUCGUAUCCGUCGCGUUUUUCUUUGCCAUUGGAAUUCCAUCUUUGUGCAAACACGUGACCGAUAUAACCACGUGCAAGGACUGGACAAACGGAUGUACAGCUGUCCUGAAGUGCACCAUCUCUGGCCGGUACCCCAAGGCCAUCACCGCCGUGUGGAUAAUCAGACGUGGGGAGAAGGAGCUUGAGAUAAAAGAGAGGGGGUCCAUCCAGCCUCUGGGGGAUUACAGGGAGCUACAGGAACAGGAUCUAUACACCUGCUGGAACAACAUCAAGAGCAUGUCCGUCUGCGGCCUGCGCCAUUCCCUGUCUUCCAUCCUCUGCUUCCAGGUGCGCAAGGAGCAGCACGACCAGGCCGAGUUCAUAUGCCGGUUCAUGAAAGGAGACAAGAUCCUGGAGGAGAAACACAUCUUUGGAAGCGUCCUGGAUAAUUAUGGGUUUUUCUCGGUUUCUGACGUGUGCGUCCCGGAGAUAUGCAACGUGGGCGACAAAGUGACCCUGAGCUGCAUCAUGCAUGGAAACGUCCCGCGCGAGAUCAGGGUAUUAUGGGAGAGAUGCGCAGAUGAGGAAAGGACAAUUAUUUGCAAGGACCAAGAUGCCAACUACCAAGUGACUGAGAAUAAAUCGGGAGGGCAGAUCUGCUCGUUUCUCACUUUCUGCCCCUCGGAGGAUGAUUCCGACGCCGUCUUCACGUGUUCCUUCACCGAGAACGAAGGGAGGAUCCUUGCUGAACGCAGUUCAAAGCCUCUGAAAAUGGCCGAGCCAAGGAAGAAUCCUUGGUCACGGACAUAUCAGGACUGGGGUUUCCGUGCAUUCGACGAACCAGGCACCACGGAACUAUAACUUUUGUUCUUCUUGGCUUGACCAACCUUCAUGAUCAACCUUCUCACAUCAUAUUCUCAU
Molecule: messenger RNA, 1929 nt
Organism: Spea bombifrons (plains spadefoot toad)
Lineage: Eukaryota; Metazoa; Chordata; Amphibia; Anura; Pelobatidae
Exons: 8
Coding region: 31-1869 (612 amino acids)
Source: RefSeq, a predicted model, not a curated record